AUGUCUGAGCCCAUCAGGAAUAAGAAGGCCGAUUUCCCGGUCGCUCCGACCCCGCAAAACACGCCGGCUAACAACGCCCCGAUCUCCUCCCACGCCCAGCAGCCUGGUGUUUCCAGCAUCAAGGAAGAAAAUCUGGAUACCGCUGCUGCCGCUUCGCUCUUCGCCCGCAACCCGGCUCUUGUCUCCAUGAUCCAGGGCAAGCUGGGUCAGCUCGUUGGUCGCUCAUCGGGCUACAUCGAAUCUCUCCCCCCAGUUGUCCGCCGCCGUGUCGCCGGCUUAAAGGGAAUCCAGAAGGAGCACGCCAAGCUCGAGGCUCAGUUCCAGGAAGAGGUGCUGGAGCUCGAGAAGAAGUACUUUGCCAAGUUUACCCCGCUGUACCAACGUCGAUCCACGAUCGUGAACGGUGGUGUCGAGCCGACCGAAAGCGAGGUAGAGGCCGGAAAGGAGGAUGAGGAAGAAGAGGAAGAAGAGACCAAGGAGAUCGAGGAAGAGAAGAAGGACGAGAGCGAGUCCACGAGCGGUAUCCCCGAGUUCUGGCUGUCUGCCAUGAAGAACCAGAUCUCUCUUGCAGAGAUGAUCACCGAGCGGGAUGAGGAGGCCCUCAAGCACCUCACUGACAUUCGUAUGGAGUACCUUGACCGACCCGGAUUCCGCCUCAUUUUCGAGUUCUCCGAGAACGAGUUCUUCACCAACAAGACUAUUUCCAAGACCUACUACUACAAGGACGAGAACGGAUACGGCGGUGACUUCAUCUACGAUCACGCCGAGGGUUCCAAGAUCGAGUGGAAGGCCGACCAGGACUUGACUCUUCGCCUCGAGAGCAAGAAGCAGCGCAACAAGAACACCAAGCAGACCCGCGUUGUCAAGAUCAGCGUGCCUACCGAAUCCUUCUUCAACUUUUUCUCUCCCCGCAACCCCCCCACCGAUGACGACGAGUCCGUCGCCAGCGAUAUUGAAGAGCGUCUGGAACUGGACUACCAAUUGGGCGAGGACAUUAAGGAGAAGCUGAUCCCCCGUGCGAUCGACUGGUUUACCGGUGAGGCUCUUCAGUUCGAAGAGCUGGGCGAUGAGAUGCCCGAUGAGUUCGAGGAUGAAGACGAGGACGAGGACGAGGACGAGGAUGAGGACGAGGAUGAUGACGAGCGAGGAUCUGACCGUGACGUUGAGGAUGACUCGGAUGAAGAGGACGGAAGCUCCAAGCCCAAGAAGGAGGCUGCCGAGUGCAAGCAAAACUAA
Messenger RNA from Penicillium maclennaniae, 1236 nucleotides. RefSeq names its product histone chaperone NAP1 (gene nap1). The record is from RefSeq and is a predicted model, not a curated record. Gene Ontology annotation, molecular function: histone binding; chromatin binding. Lineage: Eukaryota; Fungi; Ascomycota; Eurotiomycetes; Eurotiales; Aspergillaceae. Gene Ontology annotation, cellular component: chromatin; nucleus. The coding region runs from base 1 to 1236 and encodes 411 amino acids. Gene Ontology annotation, biological process: nucleosome assembly. The transcript has 5 exons.